Molecule: messenger RNA, 715 nt
Organism: Drosophila ananassae
Lineage: Eukaryota; Metazoa; Arthropoda; Insecta; Diptera; Drosophilidae
Exons: 2
Coding region: 10-684 (224 amino acids)
Source: RefSeq, a predicted model, not a curated record
UAUAAACAAAUGCCGGGGAUCGGUCAGGCAACAUUCGUCAGUGAAUAUCCAACCAUGAAAGUCCUCAAUUUGUGCCUUUUGAUUGUGGCCUUUGCCAGCUGCCUCCUGGCCACCACCAACGCCAACGCCAUCGGCUAUGACACGGACAUGGAUGGCAUGGACCUGGAGACGUACAUUGAUGACAUGGACAUGGAGUUCAUGGACAUCGAAGCUCACGGCUUCAUCCACGGCUGCUGGAGCGUCCUGAAGGCUGGAUACAGGGGCGUUAAUGGAACCAAGUGCAUCAUCGAGGAGACGGCGAACGUGGUGCUGGAUUGCACCAACUAUCUUGACGAAAUCGCCAAGUGCACCACUGCCAUGCCCAAGGACAUCCUCAAUAUUGUAAACAAAAUCAAGGGUAUUAUUUCGACCGGCGCGAGCCUCACAGACCUGCAGACACUGUGCGCCUCCGACGAGACAACCAACACCUUCUGGCUGAAGAAAUGGUUCAAUUGUGGCGCAAAGAUGCUAUACAAGACCAUGUCAAUGGUCCGUGGCAUGAACGUCGUCAUCAAGCUAUCCAGCAAACUGCCCAAGGACACCAGCAACUGCUACGUGAGUGCCACCCAGGACGUGGUCGACUCCUGCAACGCCUAUGUGCCCAACAUCAACCAGUGCAUCGCCAGCAUCAAGGGAAAAAACUAAAUAAAUAAAUGAGAUUAUGAGCAAUUAAAAA